This is a messenger RNA of Biomphalaria glabrata, 7504 nucleotides long. Its product is annotated as RNA polymerase II elongation factor ELL2-like. Lineage: Eukaryota; Metazoa; Mollusca; Gastropoda; Planorbidae. The record is from RefSeq and is a predicted model, not a curated record. Gene Ontology annotation, molecular function: cis-regulatory region sequence-specific DNA binding. The transcript has 13 exons. Gene Ontology annotation, biological process: snRNA transcription by RNA polymerase II; transcription elongation by RNA polymerase II; positive regulation of transcription elongation by RNA polymerase II. The coding region runs from base 285 to 1928 and encodes 547 amino acids. Gene Ontology annotation, cellular component: transcription elongation factor complex.
GGGCAUUUUGUUGUGUAUCGCGUAUGCUAUUAAUAGCAAAUGAUUCGGUAGUUAAUUUUAACGUAGCAGGUUUAAGGGACUAUGAUUUCCGAAAGAAUGAUAUCAGUUGCUGUGGUUUAGUUGAGAAAGCAAUUGUUAAAUUCGUAGUGACCUCGUGAUUGAAUGUAAAGGAUAUUUUACUGUUGUAGUGUAGAGAUCUAGAACUAUUUUUUAAACAUUAGUGGUGAGGUGCAGCACAUGUUUCCCUGGCAAUCCCUGGCACCUGUCCCUUGAGCAGGACCAAAAUGGCGACUCUGAUGGAAGGACGGGAAUAUGGUCUAGCUUCAAAUGCCUUAUCAGAAGAAAAUAAAACAGUAGUUCAUUUUAAGUUAACAGAUACAGCAUUGAAAACAUUGGAGCAUUAUUCUAGGAAUAAGAAUGGCAGGGCAACAAUAAAAUUCAAUGGAGGCACUGGGAUUAUAAAAAUCCCAAGUUUUGGUAACCAGCCAGAGAGAAUAUUUCAACUAUCAUUGUCAGCAAUUUCAGGAGACCCCAAUGGCAGUUUUGACUGUAUUAAUCAAAACUCAAAAAGCCUGACAAGUCUUGGUACAAUGCAACACAGAGUGUCUGUGAAUGCUACUGAUGAUGUCUUUGAUCGUACACGUGCCAAAAUGACAAUGGCAGAGGAGGAAAGUAAAAAAGUUUGCACUAAAGAAAUAAAGCCCAGUGGUCGUCAUAUUGGCAAAAAAGUGAAGAAAGUUCUGCCCCCAGGGAGUCUUAAAAUUCCACCUCCACUUUCCAAAUCCAGUUCCAAUACAAAAUCAUCCACUACCAGCAGUGGGGCCAGUCGUCAAUCUUUUGGAGGCUCUUCUUCAUUGUCCUCAUUGUCAACAUCAUCUCCUAUGUCGUCAUCUAUGGUCAGUCCUUCUUCAUCUGCUGUUGGACAAAGUAGACAUUCUCCUACACCUAACUCCAUUUUGUCAGUUUCCAAAGCUCCUAGUGUCAACAGCACUAACCAAUCUAGAGUGUUGACUUCCACUACCACAAAACAGUCUUCGGGUGCUAUUAAUAUGCCAUACAGGGACCGCAUUAUACACUUGCUUGCUCUCAAACCUUAUAAAAAGCCAGAAUUGAUUUUAAGACUUCAAAAAGAUGGAAUACGUGAGAAAGAUAAGAACUCUUUAGGAACUGUGCUUCAGCAAGUAGCAACUCUAAGCAGAGAUAACAGUUAUAUUUUGUCUAGAGGAGCUUGGGCUGAUGUCAGAUUGGACUGGCCAUUUUAUACAGAGCAGGACAGAGUAUUACUGAAAAAAAACCUCCAACUUGAAAGUAGAGCAGCACCUACUUCGCCUGCUGUCUCACCUGCUAGUAAUCCAGAAAGUCCUGGUAACACACAGAAAAGGCCAGUAGAAGAAGCUGAAGAUAGUGCUGCAAAUCCUAACAAGAAAAAGCGCAUUGCGCACACAGACAGACGACAAGUGGAAGAGCGACCUGUUAGUGUUGUCAAACCUACCUUAAAUCAGCAAUCUUCACCCACAGCCAAUAGGGAAAAUCUAGAUGGAGCUAAUGAAGACAAUAAUACAGAAAACCCAGAUUAUAUCAGUAAAUUUAUCAAAAUUGAGGACAGUGAUCAGCGUCAGCAAUAUAAGCAAGAAUUCAAUAGAGAAUAUGUUGAGUACAGGGAGUUGCAUAAAGAAGUGGAUGAAGUGGCGCGCAAAUUCCAGAAAUUACGGUCUCAAAUUAAUGAAACAGAAGAAGGAACCCGGGAUUUUGAAAUGCUAAAGAAGCAAGUGCUGGAGGAAUAUGAAGCUCAGAAAUCGGAUCCAAAAUUUAUGGAAAAGAAACAGCGUAUGGAUUAUUUACACCAGAAACUUGGCCACAUUAAACGCCUUAUCCAUGAAUAUGAUCAGAGGAUAGAUGCAAUAACCAACAGCUACAGAUUUGCCUGAUUUCAAGUCUCAGUUACCCAGUCAAAUCUUUCUUCACAUGCCUACAAGUGAUCUUUUGUCAUGAGCUUUUUUGUUUAGAGGUGCUUCCAUUUUUUGAUACUUCCAGAUUUGUUCAUCCUCCCCGCACAUUUAUUGAAAACUUUCUGCCUUGUGAUUUUGUUGUCUGUGUUUGAAGUGAUCCUCAAUAGUUAAAUGUUUUAUUUCAGCAUAAUGAUAGCCCAAAUUGUUACUUAAGUUGCCUUUUAGGAUUGAAUAAUAUUGUUUUCAUUGUUGUACUAAAAGUAUCAUAUUUAACUCACAAAACUAGUGGCCAUUCUAAAAGUAUCAUACUUAAUUCAUUAAACUUGUGGCCAUAUAUUUAUCAUUAAAAUACUAAGUAGGCAUUGGGGGUUAUCACCAUUUUUUAAAUUAAAAAAAAAAAUAUUAUCUAAUUUAAAUAGAUACAAAAUAGUUGCAAUUUAUAUUAACAUACUUUUUGAUACCAUACCACAACCAUCUUUGAGAUGGUUGUAUAAACAUUUAACACUAUAUUGUGUUUAUUUAGGACAGCAUUACAAGACAGCAAACACACACUGAGGAGUAUGUACAACUAAAAUGCAUGUUUAAAAAAAAAACAGAAAAUGAAAGAAAUUAUGUUUAAAAUUGUAUGAGGGCCAGUACUAUUUGCAGGCACAGUGCUCAGACUUUAUAUUUGAAUUAUUUCUAACAUGUGCUAGAAGGGACAGUCUUAAGUUUUGUUAAGGAAUGCCCUAAUUAAAUUGUGAAGCUUAAAAUUUACAUUAACAGUGUUUUCAAAAAAAAAAAAAAAAGACAUCUCCACUAUUCAUUCUUGUGUCAUUCCAAAAGCUGUUAAUUAGUAAUUCAAUUUAUAAUUACUUUCUCAAUAUUGAAAAUGUAAUGUUAGGAAAUGGAUCCACUAACUCAAUAACCAAUAAUGUUAGUGCCCAAAAUGAAUUACAGUCUAAGGCAAUCAAUUUUUAUUUUCUUAAAGGCCAUUCUAAAGCUGUUUCACAUUGGUCGGGUGCCUAGCUAUGUUGUCACAAUGGUUUUACUAACCCUGGCAUCAUCCCUUUGCUGAUUGACAAGGGUUGGGUGUAAGAAUUGAAAGAAAUGUCAUUUUUUAUGAAACAAAACAAAUCCUUACUCAUUUUUUAUUAUUUCAAUUUCUGUUCACUUAAGCUUAUCUUUGUCAUUGGCUCAAUGUUGCAAUUGUAAUUUAGACUUGGUCAAAGCACUAAUUCAAUUGAAAAAUUAUAGUACCAUAAUAGUGGGAUAGUUAUUUCAAGCCAAAAUCAAUAAUUUAAUUUAAAAAAAAAAAAGAAUUUUAAUAAAUUUGUAUAAAAAAUUUCUCUAGCAUUUGACUAUAGUGACAAAAUUACAAAGCCAUUGAGGAUGAGAAAUACUUUUUUCUAGCUAUACAAAUAAAGCAUUGGGUGAUGAUGAAGAAAUUUUAUAUAGUUCUGUGGGGAAAAAAAGUAACUGUUAGUAUUGUGUUGUACAAUAGGUUCUUUGUUUCCUGCUGUUGAUGUGUUGUUAUUAAAACUCUGCUGGUACCUUGAGUUGAUUGUACAAUUGACAAUUACUUUAGCUGAUUUAACUGCUCUCCAAAAAAAUUUCCAUUUUUAUGGCAUUAUUUAUUUAUUUAUUUUUUUCAUCUUUGUGUUACUGCAUUUUAUUAUUAAUUUAAUUUAUCAGUCGUUUUUUUUUUUUAAAAUAUAUUUACCGUAUCUAUUAAAUCUAAAGUAUUGCGUGUAGGCAUGUGAAAAAUAUUUUGCAUAAGUGUUUUAUUUUUCUCUCUUUCUCUCUCUUAUACUCUUAGUGGAAACAAAUUGACAAGUUUCAUCAUUUGUUAGAUAACAUUUUGUUGUUGUUGUUUUUUUAUUAUUAUAAAAAAAAAACCAACAAAAUUUUACUUGAUUUAUUGACUUAAAUGAAUCUAGAAAGAUCUGCAUGUUCAAUACAAUAAUUCAUAUCGUUUUAAGUUUUGUUCAUUUUUGUAUUUUAACAAAUGAAAGAACCAUUGUCUGAGGACACAAUUCUCCAAGAAAUGUAACCCAUUCUUCUGUGAUACUGACAAUUUGUCACUUAGUCUUCUUCUUUUGUGUUGGUGUGUGUGAAAUGAUUUGAUGAACUAUUGCAUGGAUAAAAUGCUCAAAGUUGUGCUUGACAACAACCCCAAAAAAAAAAUACAAGUGUACUCCAGAAAUGCAACUGAAUUCUGCAUUGCUUUUAUUUUUCUCAUUUCUUUCCAAAUAUCUAUUUAUUACAUUCCUUUUUCAUGUCACACUUUUGAAUUUCCUAGCAAGACAUUAGUUUGUCUUCAUUCCUUUGCAACUAGAAGUGUGUCUUGUAUGAAGAGAGAAAUCAAGUGAAACCUGAUUGUGCUUGAAGACAGCUUCUAAAGCGAGGUCCUUCUUACAAUUAAAUAUCAGAAAUUGUUGUGCCAUUGUGUAAACACAGCAUCCAGUGCUAAACAGUUGUUCCUGUUCAUUUUUAUUAAUCAGUUUGUAUUUUAAGAAACCAAUCAAAUAUUUUAAUUGUUAAUUAUUGAGGUAAAUAAUAACUAUCACUUUGUUAAUAAUGUAUAUACCUUAUAUAUAUAUAUAAUCACAAUUGUUGGAUUAUAUGAAAGAACUAAUGUACAAAUGCAACUGCAUGACAAAACAUAGAGUACAUGUCAAUAGUUUAUUUUACACAUUUUAAGUUUUUUGUUUUGUGUGUAAUAAUCAGUGGAGAUUAAAAGUUGUAUCAAUUUAUUUAUAUUCUUGGUCAAUUUACGGAAAUGAAAUUCAAUAUUUAUAAAGUGAAAAAGUCCUGUACACAUGAAACGAGUUGACUUAGACGGCACAGUAAUUACAAAUAUUCUAGUGAGUACUUUGAAGUGAUUAUUCUAGUCUUGGGAGAUUUUUUCUGGAUAUUUUUGUCAUCUCUCUUUCUGCAAUGAUUAUAUUGACAUGUCAUAGAUUUUUUAAAAUCAUUUUUUGUUUAGAGUAAACACUGCAAUUCACAUCCUUUUUUUUUGUGACCUUUUUUUUUGUCCCAUGUACAUUUUAUCUCCAAUUUAUUGAUCAAGAUUACAACCACUGAACUAAGAACUAAUUACAAUGAAACUUUCAAUGUUUUUUCUGUAUGCCUGUGUUACAUGAAAUGUAUUUGUUGCAUUGAAUGCUGCAAAAAAGUAAUUUAUGUUAGAGGAAAUCAGGGAGGGGGGGAGGCAUAUUUGUAGAUUGAAGACAAUUGGUUUCCUAAAUUUUGUGUUAAAUGUUGGUUAUUUCUUCAGCUCAUAGUAGGGUCUGUUUUCUUUAAUGUUUUAAUAUAAUUUUUAGUUACAACAUGAUGGCUUCCUUGAUUAAAUUUGCAUUCUUUGGAAUUUCUCUUAUACAAGUUACUUAAAAAUUUUUAGUAUUUUAUUCACUAAAGCCAGACAGUAAUUAUGAAAAUGUUAGCUAUUUUGUCACCAUUGCCAUUAAUUGUGUACAGUUUGUAAAUAGGUCAAUACUUGAACAGAAACAAACAAAUGCCAGAAAGAAAACUAUCAUUAGUCUUUCAUUUUGUUUUCUCAAUGACUUAUUGUCUGUGUCCUUUGCUGAGUGCCAGAAAUAUUAGCAUGAUAAGUGAAGAUUGAAUGAAAAUAUUGUGUGAUUGUUGUAUGUCUCAACCUGUUCACAAAUAAUUAUUGUUUAAAAACAAAUUGAAGAGAAAUGUGCAGUGCCAUUACAUUUAAUAUACUAUCAUUUCUUGUGUAUUUAUUUCUCCUCAGUCAAUUAGAAAUAACACUAUUUUCUCAAACCACAACCAGAUCACUGGAAUUUGUUCUAAUCAUUAGGCAGAAUUCAACAAUGGCACUGCACAUUUUCAUACAGUCAUCAGGUUAAUGCUUGGUCAAGAUUUCUUGACCAAUCACUACUUGGCACUGUUAAAAAAAAAAUUGUAAAAAGAAAGAAAAAACAUUUUUGGCUUUAAAGCUGAAAAUAAAAAAAAAUGAAAAAUAAAAAAUGACUUCAUAUAAUGUAUAUGUUUUAUUUUAAAUAUAUAUAUUUAAUAAAAAAAAAAAAAGUAACUUAUCAUGGGUGUUUGUCAUCAUACCAGUUCAUAAUAAUGACUUAGAAUACAUGAUUGUAUUUUAUUUCCUAGCCCACUUUGUCAUAUUUUGUUUUCUUGAGAUGCCCUGUUAAAUCAUUUGGCUCUUCAUUUCAUCCACUAAAGGUAACACAGAAAGCCUCAACUAUUGUUUUAGUCUGUCUUCAGAAGCUGAAAGCUGCUGAUUUAUAAUUAUUCUUUUUUUAUGUUCUUUGUAAAUUUUUUAAACUAUUGUUUUAAAAUCCAGGGUCAUGCUUUUUUUUUUUUAUAAUUAAAAUUGAUCCACAUUUUCCUAAAAUUUUGCUUGUAGUUUCAUUUGAUGAUUUAUGAAGUUGUUGGAUUGAAUGUUAUUAUUUUGAAAUGAAGACAAAAGUCCAAGAACUAGAUAUCUAUGACUGACUUGAUCACUAUAAGGACUUAAACAGUUUUUGUAUCAUCUGAACAAAACUGACAGCCAUCACGGUUGUGAUCUUAAAAUGUGAGCUGUCCACAUACCUAGCAAACAUUUUAAAUCUAGUUAAAAUCUCUACUGAAGUAAACCACACCUUCAGUGGACAUUGGUAAGAGUGUAUUUCUCAUUCACACUGAUUGGACUUAAUCUUCUUUUUUUUUUUCUGUUCAAUCUGUACACUAAAGUGCAUGAUGGAUAUCUCUUUAAAGUAAACGCCUUGAACUCGUUGACGACUUUUUUUUUUCAAUGGACAAAUAAUGUAAUGGGCUGCUAUCCUGCAGUUGUAUUUCCAUGGCAUUAUAAUAUGCAAAAAAACAACAAAACAACUUUUGCUGUGUUAAUAUGAGAUGGCUCCAGCUCCUAGCUUUGUGCAUCACUGGAGUAGUGAUACCAAUGGAUGCCUAGCUAAUGGGUGGAGUAGUGAUACCAAUGGAUGCCUAGCUAAUGGGUGGAGCACUGAGCUGACAGAUUAUAUAUACACUAUUGAAUAAUUAAAAAACUGCAAUUUUAUUGCAAAGGUAACAAGCUUAUGUAAGUGGGAAUUGUGUAUGCUUGACUGGGCUAACAUAAUGUAAAUGAUAUUAAGAAUAAAUCAGUUGUCAUUUCACUUGACACAGUGUUACCAGUCAAUUUUUUUGGAAAAUUUAUUAUUAACUUUUGUUUGUCAAUUGUCCAUAAUUGACAUUCAGUACAUUAUGGAAUGCGAUUGACUUAGACGUGACACUACUAUUCAUAUUCUAUAACUAUAAAAAAUCAUUUUCAUAGAUUUUUUUUUCUAUUUGAAGACGCUUGAAUAUGUAUUUGGGGGGGGGGGGGGGGGGGGGGGAAUCCUGGUCCAGGAUUUCUAGUUUGACUUGAAACAAUCUGUUGUGCCACUACUUCUCCAUGUGAUCAUUUGUGUUUGGGGAAGAUUACACAGCAGUUUAAAAUGAUAAAAAAGACUAAUGUAUGGUAUCAGAGCUUUGGUCUACAUUCAAUUUGUAUUCAUUAGAAUGCUGUGAAGCUUGUUAGAGAAAGAUAAUAAACCAAAAUAUUGUUGCAGUUA